Thyridium curvatum is the source of this 1074-nucleotide messenger RNA. RefSeq lists its product as uncharacterized. The transcript is spliced from 2 exons. The record is from RefSeq and is a predicted model, not a curated record. Bases 1 to 1074 code for a protein of 357 amino acids. NCBI's taxonomy places the organism in Eukaryota, Fungi, Ascomycota, Sordariomycetes, Thyridiales, Thyridiaceae. Gene Ontology annotation, biological process: carbohydrate metabolic process.
AUGGACCGGAAUAAGCUUCAUCUAUUUGUCAAGGCUACCAGGAGCGUCUACGGUCCGGUCGAUGAGUCGUCCGAGCAGGACGCUGCAGAGUGGACCCCACCAGACAAGCCCGGGGCCGGCGGGUAUCGCGGCCGGUACCUCUGGACCGAUGCCUUUGGCGUGGUCAACUUCAUCACCCUGUUCAAAGAGACCGGAUCCCACAAAUUCCUCUCUCUGGCCAAGCGCCUCGUGCAGACUGUGCAUGACGUCCUCGGCCGCACAAGAGACGGAUCGUCGAGGCUGACCGGCGCGACCGAGGACCAUCCACUGAACGGGGGCUUGCGCAUCGGAAAGGACUCGGCGACUGGGCCCGACGGCGACGGCCAGUACCACCACUAUCUGACGCUAUGGAUGUUCGCUCUCAACCGACUGUCCCUGGCAGCCGGUGACCCCGCGUACAAUGAGCUGGCCAUUGAGCUAGCACAGGCAAUACACCCGCACUUUCUUCUGCGCAGGCCCUCGGGCUGCCUCAGGAUGGUGUGGAAGAUAUCCAUGGAUAUGGAAGACGUCCUAGUGCCUUCUGAGGGCCACUUGGAUGCAGCCACGGGCUAUGUUGUCUACCGGCUUCUUCAACACACGGCACAGAUUCAGAGCGGCGGACAGGCUACCGUCUUGAAAAGAGAAAUUGACGAGUAUUCGGAGAUCAUGCAUCGGGAAGGCAAACUCACGCCCAGCGGUGACACGCUCGAUCUGGGUAUGGGUUUGUGGAUGUGCCACUUCUUCAAGGGUGAGGGCUGGGCCGAUGGCCUGGGCGAGAAAGCACUGCAGAUGGGUCACAGGCUUCUCGGAGAGGACUCGAGUCUUAUGCGGCGCGAUGCUUCGCGCCGGCUCGCGUUUAGAGAGUUCGGCGCUUGUCUAGGCAUCCAAUGCUUCGGUCCCGACGAGUACUUGCGCCGCCGCAUCGAGGCGGUCGUCGGCUUCUGGGAGAAGCACCUACGGGACCACACGGACGAGGAUCUGCGGCCCAUCUCGCAGGUUAUGUACGCGGCGGCCGUGAUCCCAGGAGCGUGGAGUAGCGGAUAUCUGGGAGAGUGA